Molecule: messenger RNA, 4315 nt
Organism: Epinephelus lanceolatus (giant grouper)
Lineage: Eukaryota; Metazoa; Chordata; Actinopteri; Perciformes; Serranidae
Source: RefSeq, a predicted model, not a curated record
UUUAUCCACUGUCUUUGGUAUCAUCAAGAUGUCCGCUACAGAAGUCUAUGUGAAUCACGUGACCAUUCAGUUGGAACUUCCGUUGUCGCAACUCUUUUUAUCCAGACGGGCCUGGCUUGAUCCGUUAUUAUUAAAUUCUAUUAUAGAUCUUGUGCAUCAGUGUUUCGUAGAGGUAUAAGGACUUUAUUGUACAGCUUCGAAAAUUGUGGCCCGCCAUUAAGUAAGGGGAACAUCCCUGAUCUAUGGGUGUGUCACACAAACACCCAGUCUACUGGUAACGUCAUGCAAACGGAAAGUGAUACUAGGUGAUUUAGGGGAACUCCAGAGCUAAGCUAAGUCAAUGCUAUAACGGCGUGUUAGAAAUUCUCCAUAAAUGGUACUGUUGUUAUCAAACCGUAAUGAAACUAACGUUAUGAAACGUUAGUAACAUGCGUUAUAAUGCUUUCGAUAUUGGCUGUCUUCGGCUGUUUCGCUGUCUUCAUGGUACCAGGGCUGUGCUGUCGUGAAAAGGAAUAUGCAACAAGUAAUGGAGAGUGUUGUCCGAUGUGUCACGAAGGCACAGUUGUUAAAAGAGACUGCACACCAUUCUCAGGCACACGGUGCGUCCCCUGUGUGCAUGGCACUUAUAUGAACCAACCCAAUGGCCUCAAUAAGUGUUUCCCUUGCACCUCCUGUGACCAGGGUCUCUUUGCCAAACAGCAGUGCACAGCAACAAGUGACACUGUGUGUGGUGUUUUAGAGGGCUACUUCUGCAAAUUGAAGGAUGAUACAGGCUGUAGUUUGGCUCAAAAACAUAGACCUUGUGAAUCUGGUCACAGGAUAAAAACACCUGGAACCAACACAUCUGAUACAGAGUGUGAACCUUGUCAGCAUGGCUUUUUUUCAGAGCAUGGUGUGGACUGCACGGCUUGGACAACGUGCUCAGAAACUCAAGUAAUGAUCCAUGAAGGAGACGCGCACAGUGAUGUUGUCUGUAAAGCAACUGAGCCAAGAGUGCAUUACUUCUUAUCCAUACCUUUGUUAUUAUUAUUAUUAACAAUUGUUGGGCUUCGUAUCAAAGGUUGCUGGAACAGACAUCUGCCUGAGGAUCUUUAAGUAAGCAUCAGUCAGGGGUAUGCUGAAUAUGCAUUCAAUCCACAGUGGACCCUUUAAUAUGAGAGAACUGUCUCAACUUAAUUUCUGGCUCUCCCUGUUAGCAGACACUCAAAUCGUCGAAGUAAUUCCUCAUAUACCAGAUGAUAACAGGGAUCACAUGAUCGUCACAAGUCUGGUCUUUUUCCUACCAACAAGUAUUGUGCAACCUGUUAAUAAAAUAAUUGUAACAGAACUGAAAAGUGCACACGUAUGCAAAGCAGUCAGUUUGGAAACCAGCUGGGACGUAACAUGCACAGAAAAACAGAAGGAAAAGGCUGUGCUGACUGAAACUGCAAAGUGUUCUAAGAUAACUCAUUUAUGUAAGACGAUGAUGAGGACAGUGGCAGCGAUGCAGAAGCAUCAGAGAGGAGUAAGCACUGAGGAAAUGCUUUGUCCUCCUCACAUGCUAUAUGCUGUAAAUGUAAUUUGUACAAUGGCCCUGAAGGGCAGAGCAGAACAGCAAUAAAGAAAACAUAACUGCAGACCACAAAACGAGAUUUAGUGAGACUCAAACCGGAAUAGGUAGGUAUGUAGUGGACAACAUAUAUUACUAUAAUACUAAGUUGUAGUAUAACUAUAGAAGAUUAAAAAAAACACACAAUUUAUCCCAAGGGAAACUGCUGUAAAAGUAGGAGUGCAAAUAUAAAUGCCAAACAUUCAUGUUAUAGCCAGUCUGCAAAGCCAGGGGUCAGUAUGCCUGGGUCCCCGUCCCUGCCUGCUGCAUGGCACACAGUGCACCUGAGCCUGAUGCCUGAACCUGACCAAGCCCCAUGACUGAAAGCCCAGCCACCAGACACUCUCCAGCAAGCUCCUCCCUCAGGUCUGGCCCAAUGUCCCCACACAAUGUACUCAUUUUCUGAGUAUGCUCUCCCAUAACGGUCGUGUUGAAUCGCUCUUUGUCUGGCCCCUACCCAGGGACUUUAUCUUGGGAGAUCCUACCAGGAGCUGUUUGCCCUGGACAACACAGCUCCCACAAUCAUGGGGUUAAGCAAAUCCCUCGACCAUGACCAGGUGGUGAUUUUUGGAUUCUCUAGAUUCAAACCCUCACCUGUGGUCAUGAGCUUGGGGUGCUGACCAAAAGAAUGAGAUUGCAGAUCCAUGUGGCUGUAAUGAGUUGAGCUACUGCUGCUGGUCGAGGGACCAGUUGAGGUGGUUCAGGCAUCUGAUCAGGAUCCUCCUGGGUACCCUCCCAUUAGAGGUACUCAGGGCACAUCCAACUGGUAGGAGGCUGAGGGUGGACCCAGAACACGCUUGAGGGGUUGCAUAUUUCUUCUGGGCUGAGAGUGCCUUUGUGAUUUAGCCUGAGAGCAGAGCCGAUCUUCCUUCAGGCGCCAUUUGUGUGUAGACCUAUUGUUUGUGGGACAGAUGUAAAGCUCUGGUAGCCCUACACUAAAGUGAUCAACUUCUUCUCCAUAUUUAUCACAGACUGAUAUUUACAGAUGAAGGGAAAGAUGUCCGUCAGUUGUGAGUGGUUGUUCCUCGUCACAUGAUCACUGCUGCACUCCAAAAAGUUGAACUCUGAUUGUCUCAGGGCGCAGCCAUUGCACCCUCAAAAUAAUCAACACGUGUGCGCUGUGACAGCAUCGCUUUGGUGUUUGAGUGCACCUGCCAUGCGUGUGCAUUGAAAACAAUGAAUUUGACGGUGAAACUUAAAUAAAUCUAUUCUGAGGCAUAUUUGUUUUGUUAAAACAUUGUCCACACUUAAUCUUCUCUUGUUUCUUAGUGAACAAAAGCAUCUGGCUAAUUAUGAUCCAUAAGUCAGUCACAUUGUUCAGUUUAUCUUUCUCUGCACAGCAUUUCCUCAUUAACACAUUGAUUUCAUGUUUCACUCUUUGUCUAACUCUUUGUAAUUGCACUCUUCCCACUUUGUAAUCCAUUACGGCAUAGUAAUUCCCUCAGGAGAAAUACUCUGUGUGUCACAGGCUGACAGAUAGUGCAUCCAAUCACUGACAGUGAUUCCAUUUUUUAUUUUUUAUUUGGAUCUCUUUUAGCUCAAUGGCUAUUCCUCCAAGAGCCCAGAGGAAUCAUUCUUUAAAAGGAACCUAUUCUGGUUGGAGUCUUACCAAAUCAUGUUACAGUUGUGUGGUUUGUUGUUGGGUUUCCUCUUUUGCUGUUGUGCUUUGCCCUUUGUGGCCUCUGUAAAUAUGUUUGUCAUAUUAUAUAGAUAUAGUGUUUAUGUUUUUGUUUGGUUGUUGUAAUGUAGUUUUGUGCUGAUACGUUUUUCAUGUCACCAUUGGAACCAAAACAUAAAAAACAGGAAACGGAAAAAAACAAAUGUCAGACCCUGUGGUGUGUGUGUGUGUGUGUGUGUGUGUGUGUGUUUUAUUUAUUUAUUAAAUUUCAAAGGAUCAAAGUAGAAAUUUGUGAAACAUUCAUGCAGAAUUUAAUUAAUUAAACACAAACUUUCAAAUCAUGGGUUCAUAUUUACAAAUUCUGAGUGUUGCAGAUAGAAAGAGAUGACAUUAUAACAUAACCAAACAUAACUUUUUGCCCCGCUGCCCAGACAUAAAAGGGGGCUAGAAAAGUCCAGCACUCUUGGGAUUUUGACAAACCAGGCAGUCUCAAACUUUUUCAUGUCAAAACCAAAACAGGUGCACAAUAGACCACAGGUCCAUGUUUGAGAGGAUUUUGUCUGAAAGACUCCCCUCUAAAAAAAGAUGCAUUCCCUGCAAGUUAGUGUAAUAAACAUGAAAUUAAUCUACUUGUUGUGGUGUGAAGCUCCCCCAGGGACCCCUGGUGGUCUUCGAAUCCCAGUUAGUAAAUCAAUCUUCUUCUUCUUCUCCUUCUUCUUCUCAGCCACUCGAUAACCACAUUACAAAGUGGAUAAAAUAUUGAUGUCGCAUGAAUCAAUACAUACAUAGAUGCAUAGAUACUAAAUCAAUAACAGGAUUUCAAAAAUGAUACUAAGCCUAUUAUCAGUGGCAUCAACACUACACCCUAUAACCCAGUUUGUUUGUUUUAAUACUGAAACAACUAAAGUUUUAAUCGUAAUUGCAAGAUUGCAAAGCACAAUACGAGCACAUAUUCUUUGUGUUAUUUCCUCCCCCAGUAGCAGUUGUCAAAAAACAAAAAAAAAAAAGUUUUGUCUCUUUUUCUCUUGCUGUAACAAAGCUGUGCCUUGAUACUUUUUUUUAUCUGUUUUUAAUCUUUUUCAAUAAAAUUUCACUGUUGAAAUACAUAA